This is a messenger RNA of Boleophthalmus pectinirostris (great blue-spotted mudskipper), 2257 nucleotides long. RefSeq names its product beta-1,3-galactosyltransferase 2-like. The transcript has 2 exons. Gene Ontology annotation, molecular function: N-acetyl-beta-D-glucosaminide beta-(1,3)-galactosyltransferase activity. Gene Ontology annotation, cellular component: membrane. The record is from RefSeq and is a predicted model, not a curated record. Bases 527 to 1786 code for a protein of 419 amino acids. Lineage: Eukaryota; Metazoa; Chordata; Actinopteri; Gobiiformes; Gobiidae.
CCUCCCCCCACUCACACCCGCUCGUUCGGACGCAGUGAAGAAGCAGCAGAAUACAAGGCUGAAAAGAGGCAUGGCAUUAGAAGAAAAAUAAUGGAUGGGGGAAAUGCGGCAUUGAAAAAUGAGGAGCGCAGACAUUGAGAAACUGGAUACAAGCCAGGAUCAUUAAGAUUUCUGAAGGGUAUGGCUGUGAGAAUAACUUCAAGACAAACCUCAGUAUUUUUCCUUCAGUCAGAUGUAGCAGCAAAGCUGUUAGCAUACAUCCUUGGACGCAUUGCAGCCUGCUCAACAUACAAAUACAGCUCUGCACGGUUUCAUUUUUAUGGGUUACAUCGCAGUUUGCUUCCUGUCAAAGUGACUGUUCAGCCGCUAUCCGUUAAAAAGGAAAUUGAUGCCAACUGAAGCUGUUGUAUCUUAGUUUCAAUCAUUGAAAAAAAGAGCAACAUGUGUAAUGCCUACUUCAAAGCAACAAGAGCAAAUCAGGAAACAUCAGGGAUCCCUGUGGUUUGCCCUGCAGCACGAUAAGUGAAUGAAGAGCUGUGCUGAAGUCAUGCAGUGGAGACGCAGACACUGCUGCACACAUGCAGCUAAACUUCUCUAUCUUCUCUCCUUGUUGGGAUUAUUGAUCUUUCUAGUACACCAGGUGUGGCUCCCACAGCUCAUAGGUUUGCCAUGGUGGAGGGGACAUCCUGUGGUCUUUGGAGGAGAGAAGCUUGAGUCAACCAAAGCCAAAUCAAACUUGAGCUCCAAACGUAGCACGUGGCACUUUGUUAUAAUCCCGCAGCCAACCAUUAAUGUGGACAACUCCUCACAUGAGAACAUAGGCCUCUCAUCUCUUCAGGAAGAGCCCGCUCCGCACUCACUGACUGCCAACGGCACACAAACUGAGCCGCAAGAACUGAUGUCAGAUGGGCCUUUUGAUUACAUCAUAAAUGAACAAAACAAGUGCUCAGAGGGGACACUUGUCCCAUUUCUGGUGUUGCUGAUAGCUACUGAGGCUCGCCAGGUAGAGGCGAGAAAUGCUAUUCGACAGACAUGGGGAAAUGAGAGUGUUGCUCCUGCUUUGGGCUUCAUACGCUUGUUUUUGUUGGGAAAAAAUGAAGGUGAGCUGGGGCUUGUACAGCAGAAGAUGCUGGAGUCAGAGAGUCGAAGGCAUCAUGAUAUUAUUCAACAAAACUUUCUAGACUCAUAUAAAAACUUGACUGUUAAAACAAUGAUGGGAAUAAACUGGGUAUCAAAAUAUUGUCCACAUGCUGCAUAUGUGAUGAAGACAGACAGCGACAUGUUUGUCAACACAGAAUAUCUCAUACAGAAAUUACUUAGACCAGACCUGACACACAGAACAAAUUAUUUUACAGGGAAUAACAUGAGAGGCUUUGCACCAAAUCGAAACAAAAACAGUAAAUGGUACAUGCCUCCAGAAUCCUACCCAGGCAACAAAUACCCCACGUUCUGUUCUGGAACAGGCUAUGUCUUCUCUGGAGACCUGGCAAGGAAGAUCUACAAAGUGUCGCUAAACAUCCGCUAUCUACAUCUGGAAGAUGUGUAUGUAGGAGUCUGUCUAGCUGAGCUCGGCAUUGAACCCACACCUCCCCCAAAUGAGUUCUUAUUCAACCACUGGAGAGUUUCUUACUCAAGCUGCAAGUACAGCCACCUGAUAACCUCACAUGGAUUUCAUCCAAAUGAGCUACUGAAAUACUGGCAUCACCUGCAAAGCAACAAACACAACGCCUGCAUCAAUGCCCUGAAGGAAAGGAUGAGUCGGACACACUCCAAAAGACUGCACUAAAACAAACUAAACUGAACUCCAAAUAUGGCUUGAUUGUGCAUUUACAGGUUUGUGUUCAAUAGUAUAUUAUAUAAACUGUUAUACACAGAAAUCAUUUAGUGAAAUUUUAUACAACUGCAUAGUUGGAGUUUUAAUGUACAUCCAAAAAAUGUGCAAUAAAUGGGAGAAUGAGAUAGUGUGUUCAAUAAAAUACUUAAUACCAAUUUACGAUUACUGUCACCAUUAACAAAAACAAAAAAUACUAACACUACUAUCAAAACUACAUAUUCAUUUGCAGAUUAGGGAUGCUGGAUAAAAAAAAAUAAAACUUAAAGACCAAUUUGGAUCUUCCCUGAAUAGUUUGAGAGAAAUCUUGAUCUAUUAAUAGAACUAGUUCAAAGCCACGUGGAUAGAAUAAAGAAACCAUUACACUGUGUUUAUAUUUAUAAUUGCAUUGUACGGUAUAAAAAGGUUCUUAUCAUUCACUUGAGA